This is a messenger RNA of Drosophila montana, 889 nucleotides long. It is a transcript of the gene Obp69a, whose product is annotated as Odorant-binding protein 69a. NCBI's taxonomy places the organism in Eukaryota, Metazoa, Arthropoda, Insecta, Diptera, Drosophilidae. The record is from RefSeq and is a predicted model, not a curated record. The transcript has 5 exons. The coding region runs from base 80 to 523 and encodes 147 amino acids. Gene Ontology annotation, biological process: sensory perception of smell. Gene Ontology annotation, molecular function: odorant binding.
ACUUCCAGGCAGGGCUUAGUAUUGAGCGCAACAGCCACUGGGUUGCAGUCUAACGCGGAUAACUUAAGCAGCAACAAACAUGUACUCCAAGACAUUAGGCCUGAGCUUGGCAUUACUGGUCUUAUGCAGUGCCAUAACGCCACAUCAGGCCUGGGAAAUACCUGAUGUACUGAAGAAACAGGUGAAAAAAUUGCAUGACCGCUGCAUGGCCAGCACGGGCGUCACCGAAGAGUUAAUGACCGAGGCGCAUAAGGGUAAUUUGCCAAACGAUCCGACCUUUAAAUGCUUUCUACACUGCAUGUUUGAAACGGUUGGAUUGAUGGACAGCGACAACGUUAUGCACUUGGAGUCUCUGGUUGAGGUCUUGCCAGUGGAAAUUCAUCCUAAGAUAUUGAAUUUGGUAGAUGCCUGUGGCACGAAAAAGGGUGUUGAUGGCUGCGACACCGCAUAUCUAUCGGUUCAAUGCUACAUCGAAACGGAUAGACCUUUCAUUAAAGCCGCUGUUAAUGAUUUGCUCGGUUAAUAUAAAACUCACUUGAACAAUUCACGAUCUAUAAUUCCCAGCAGCAGCAGACAGCGUAAAGUUCGCAGCGCUUCAAUUUGAACACGAAUUAGUUUACCCUGCAAUAAAAAUUAAACAUUAUGAAUAAACCGUUUUAAAACUAGCAUAUUAUAUUGGAACCCUACCUUUAUAUUAUCACUAUAGAACAAAAAGUCUUUUAAUCUCUGGAUUAGCGCUCCAUUAGCCAACUGCUUAGCUAUGUCCAAGUGCUGGCAGAUCAACACACGCAGCAGCUUCAAGCACAGAUACUGAGGAUGGCCGUAGAAUGAAGGCUGUGCUGUGUUGGUAGCAGCUGAAAAAUAAAUAUAUAUUUACAUUUCUUAUAAA